CUCCGGCAGGGGCGCGGGAGGCGGCGGCGGCGCGGGGCAGGGCUGGCGGAAGGGCGCCGCACCUGCCGCCGCGCGGGGGCGGGAGCCAGGUGGCCGCGGCGUGCCAGCUCGCAGGGCCACCCAGCAGGAAGUGGCUGCGGCGCGGCCUGCUGGCGGGGCGGCCCCGCGGGGAGACGGCCGUAGCCCGGAGCCCGGCGCGGGGAGCAAGACCUAAUGGCGGCGCUGGCGCCCGCGGGCCCCGGGGACGCCGCCUCGGCAGCCCUGGACGAGCUGUCCAGCAACUUCACAUACUGGGCGCCGGACGCGGGCAACGGCUCGCUGUCAGGCGAGUGGUACCGCAGGAACCAGGUUCACCUUUUUGGAGUUUUGCUGGCCAUUUUAGGAAACUUCAUAAUCAGCAUUUCCCUAAAUAUUCAGAAAUAUUCUCAUCUUCAGUUGGCACAACAAGAACACUCAAGGCCAUACUUCAAGAGCAUGAUUUGGUGGGGUGGAGUCUUCCUGAUGGCUGUCGGGGAGACAGGGAACUUUGCUGCCUAUGGACUUGCCCCCAUUACCCUGAUUGCACCAUUAGGCUGUAUGUCUGUUGCAGGUAGUGCCAUUAUUUCUGUUAUGUUUCUGAAAGAAAAUUUGAGAGCCUCAGAUUUACUAGGUAUGACAUUGGCAUUUGCAGGAACAUAUUUAUUGGUGAAUUUUGCUCCAAAUAUAACUCAGGCUGUCUCAGCAAGAACAGUACAGUAUUACAUUGUUGGCUUGCAGUUCCUGGUAUAUGUGAUUUUAGAAAUGUUAAUUUUCUGCAUUCUUCUAUAUUUCCUUAAAAGAAAAGGAAUGACACAUAUUGUGAUUCUGCUUACUCUGGUGGCACUUUUAGCCUCAUUGACUGUUAUUUCAGUAAAAGCUGUCUCAGGCAUGAUCACUUUUUCUGUGACGAAUAAAAUGCAGCUAACUUAUCCCAUCUUCUAUAUCAUGUUUAUCAUCAUGAUAGCAUCUUGUGUUUUCCAAGUCAAGUUCCUGAAUCAAGCCACGAAGCUCUACAACACGACAGCGGUGGUGCCCGUUAACCAUGUUUUCUUUACCACCAGUGCCAUCAUCGCAGGUAUCGUAUUUUACCAGGAAUUCCGUGGUGCUGCUUUUCUCACUGUAUUUAUAUAUCUUUUUGGGUGCUUUCUGUCAUUCCUUGGUGUGUUUUUGGUCACAAGAAAUCGAGAGAAGGAACAUCUGCAACAGAGCUAUAUUGAUUUUGGAAAUAUUCCUGGGAAACAAAUGUUGGACAAAAUACAACCAGAUUCAAAUGGCUUAUCCUAUGGAACCUUGCCUGAUGGAAGUGACUCAACAAAGAGCCAAAGUGGAGAGAAGAAAGAGGUCUGAAGUGCCGAGAGGGACGGCUGUUGGCCUGUUAUUUGAUACCACCUUUUUAAAAAAUUGCACAUGUUCAAUUUGUGUCAGCAGCUAUUUCAUGCUGACAUGUGCUCACAUUCGUUUCAGUCCUUCCCCACUGUGGACAAUCAGAGCCUUCCUACGCAUUGACAGUCUAAUGUUUUCAUGGAAUGUAAUUUGAAGUGUUCCCCACACCCUGGAACUCUCCCUAGUGACCAUCUAACCCGUUAGAUCUUAAUUAGAGCCUGACUGCUCAGGCAGGAAUGUCACACAAAAAUGUGCAUUCGCAAUUUGGUCAUAGAAGGCAUAGGUUGCUUCUCCCAUGUGGCUUGUAGGCAGUUGCUUGGCUUCAAAGAGACCCCUUAGCCCUGCAACCUCUGUCCUGAAAGACAGUUCUAGGGCACCUUUUAUGAGCCUCCCGUAAAGAGCUCCCCUUUUCAUUCCUGAACUAGAAUGGCAACUCAUCUUUUCAGAAAACUAACACUAUUAAAAUCCUCCUUUGAAAAUAAAGGGCCUCUUUAUAAUGAGAAUUUACAGGUGGCAUUCUGCAAUGGGACAUACCAGAAUUCAAAGACUGGGACAGUGUACUUUUUUAAGCCUAAAAGGAAAAUUAAAAAAAAUAGGACUGUGCUCAUUUCCAAAACACAUAUACUAAAAUUGGAACAGGACAGAGAAGAUUAGCAUGGCCCCUGGGCAGGGAUGACAAGCAAAUAUGUGUAAUGUUAAGGGGAGAAAAUGAAUUAGGUCUAAUGUUCAUUUAUUUUUAGUAAAAAUAUAGAAUGGUGGUAUUUUCUUCAGCUGUAUGGUCCUAUUAUACUUGAAUUGAAAAUGAAGAAAAACUUCAUAUUCUAUGCCUUUAAUUGUUACAGAUCUCAUAAUUUAUCAGGUGGGUUUAUGUUUUAACUUUCAACACAAGUCUCAAAAAUCACAUUUAGAUUCAAAGUGAUGUUUGCAUUAUAUGCCAUUUCUUCCUCAAGUCAUUGUCUCAAACCUAGUAGAUUCUUCUAGAAGGGUUAUGACCAAAGAUGUGGGUUUCAGCCUUUUGGGGGAAGGAAUUUAACCCAGGGGCAAUUUACCACUGAGCCACAUCCCCAGCCCUUUUUAUUUUUUAUUUUGAGACAGGAUCUCACAAAGUGGCUGAGACUGGCCUCAAACUUGUCAUCCUCCUGGCUUAACCUCCCAAGCCGUUGUGCCUGGCUGGAUCUCAGCCAUUUGAAUCUGCCCAGUAGUGCUCCUGUGUCCUUAAUGGCUCUCUGCUGCUAUUAAUCCUGGGUCUACUGACAUAGGUCUGCAGAUUGACUCCAUUGUAAUAUCUGUUGUUUAUAAUCUACCUAACAUUUAAAUGAGAAGAAAAGAGGAAGUCUUAAUUGUAAUCAAAUGAUAAAGCCCUAUCCUUAAUGGCAUUUCAAAGCCUUCAGAUCACUCCUGACCUGUCAGUCUGAUAUUGUUCUGGUCAAUGGUCUCUCACUAGUGUAGGGGUUCAACUCAGAGCUAUUGAGAUUGUGAUCUUAACUGCUUCAGGUCUUUCAGUUUUGUUCUUCAUCCUAACAUUUUUUUUUUAAGCUUAAGAUAUUGCCACUUGUUAUUAUAAAAUAAAGGUCUGCUAAAAUAUAGAAAUGGAUCUAAAGGAUAUAAAAUUAAACUUAAUUUCCUUAUUCCAAAACAGAUUUGUGUGAAUAAUUCCAGAAAAUUUCUGUGCUAACCUAUACUCUUGACUAGACUGGCCAAAAUUAGCCACAAAGGAGAGAGAGCUAAAUCUAUCAGCAAUGUACAAAAAAUAAUCUCGAGUCCAUGUCUGGCUUCUGAACUCCUGGUAACAAUUUCUGCCAUUGUGGGAAGUGUCCCAUUGGUUCACAUACAGCAGUCAUCUAAUUUAUAGCAUGUUACACUGAACAGGUACAGCAUGUUGACACUGGGAGGCUCAGCUGAGAACUGUGUCUGAGGCCUUAAACUACAGAUUUCCGGUGAAUCUUGAAACUGGUUUCUAAGAUUGGGAAACAAUUAGACUGAAAAGUUUUACAGGAAGUAGGACUGCAUUUAUAGCUAGAGUGCAUAGUUUUGAAUAUUGUGGAAUUUUGCAGACAAAAGCACAACACCAUUAUUUUACUGGCUGCCAACAUUUGCAUCUAUUAAAAGUACCAAAAAAUGACAUUGACUUAUAUAAUCCAGCGAUGCUUUAGAAAUCCAGAUUACAUAUGAAAUACACUCAAAUCUAAUUUUGUUUUCCAUAUUCUGCCCCAAAGUAAGGUGAAUAGUAGGAAUUUUAGUAUACUGACUUGUAGGAUUUUUAAAAAGUACUAGUGUAUAACAACCACCAAAGCCAACGCAGUCCUUGUCUUGGCAUUGUGAGUUGGGGACCUUUAGCCAACAUUUGGCUCAUUUGACUAUUUGUCUAGACAAGUGAUUGGCAAACUUUUUCAGUAGAGACUUAGAGAGUAAAUAUUUUGGGGUCUGUGUUGUCCAUACGGUAUCUAUCCCAACUACUCAACUCUGCCAUUGUAGCACAAAAGCAUCCGCAGACAAUAUGUAAACAUAUGAGCAUGGCUGAGCUCCAGUAGAACUUUAUUUACCAAAAUACACCAAUCCCUGGACUGUAUUUGCCAACCCCUGAUCUAGAUUCUUCUACCCUUGCUAUGCACCUUUUUCUAUUUCUUGGGCAUUGAAGAUUUUAAAAAAUAACAUUUCAUUGUUCAUGAUAAAUCAGAUACUAUGGGAGUGUCUUGAUAGUUACAUUAGGGUCUUUUUGCUCAUUUAAGAAAUAAAUGAGAGCAUGAGUUUACUCUUAGAGUUCAAAUUUCUCACUUUGGAAAGCAGUGAUUAUUU
Sciurus carolinensis (gray squirrel) is the source of this 4197-nucleotide messenger RNA. RefSeq names its product NIPA like domain containing 2 (gene Nipal2). The coding region runs from base 214 to 1365 and encodes 383 amino acids. The record is from RefSeq and is a predicted model, not a curated record. The transcript is spliced from 11 exons. Gene Ontology annotation, cellular component: membrane. Gene Ontology annotation, molecular function: magnesium ion transmembrane transporter activity. Lineage: Eukaryota; Metazoa; Chordata; Mammalia; Rodentia; Sciuridae. Gene Ontology annotation, biological process: magnesium ion transport.